AUGAUGUCAAUGGGCUUUGCUUCCAAGCUGGCGAUUGUUGCGGCAGCUUUGACGAUUGGAGCUCCUCUCGGGGUUGCUUGGCUACCUCCUAAUAAUGCCCUGGUUUUGCCUUCCAGGCAUUCCGCCCAUUCCCAAACACUAGUGAGGUACAAGGACAGAGGAGACAACGAUGACACUGACAUGAACGAUCAAGUGGUGGAACCAAGUACACUUCGAAUAGACACUGCAUUCAUGGAUCCCUUUCGAGAACAACUGGAACCAUGGCUGAAUUCGCUCACGACGGUCACACGGUCGGACCCCAUUUGGGUCGGGGAGGAGCUGCUGCACAUUUCUCCAUCGGAUGCCCUGCAGCAAUGUUUCGAUUCCCUCCUCCGUCAACAAGCCGUCGAAGUGUUCCCACCCAACGAUAAUGCACUGAGCCGAAAACACCUCUUUGAUUGGGACUGGAAAUACGCCAUGGUCAAAUCACUCACGCAACAAGACGACUGGACGGCCAAAUCCUGGAAAUUGGGACAAUCCAAUACGCAUCCGCUGAGGCUCCAAGCGGUGGCCAUUCCAGCACAUUCGUCGCUGCCACCACAUGUGCAUCCCGCCGUUGAAUUGGAUAUUCCCAUUUUGGGAACGCUGUACGAAGAACGAUCAUCACAACUAUUAUUCGUAGACCCCGACUUGAUUGACCGAGCGCCCGAGCAUUCCUUGGGAAGUCCACUCAGUGACUUUUCUCCCACACCGACACCCCUCGAAUUGCAAACCAUUGCACAAGAUAUCACGGAACGAGUGUCCGAAGUGCAUCAAAUCACCGAUUUUAGCCACGAUUGGGAGACACACCCAGUGGUUGCGGGACAAUGCUUGUUGAAUCCGGUGGGCUCGGUUCAUCGUUCGUAUACCCAAGACGAGGCGUGUUUGCUCUUUGUACUGGGGCCCAAUGUUCAUGCUCAUUUUUUGAAAGAACCAUAA
This is a messenger RNA of Seminavis robusta, 957 nucleotides long. The record is from the annotation of a GenBank genome assembly. Lineage: Eukaryota; Bacillariophyta; Bacillariophyceae; Naviculales; Naviculaceae.